AUGGUGCACAUGCCUGUCGGUCGUGGGAUAUUCCCCUUACUCAUCACGACUUUAUCAUUGGCGCACGCCUUCAGAGUCUCUCCAAACUCACCAUGCACAAGCGUUUGCACCACCUCCGACUCAUCGCAAUCAGAUCCAAAGUUCUUCGAUGACCAAUGGAAAGACAUUGUCUGCACCGACCAGAACUUGGACGGCACAUCAAAGGGACAAAAGCUGCAGAGCUGCUUCACAUGCUUGCAGAACAGCACUUACACCCACGAUAGCGAGAGUGACCAGGAAUGGUUCCUUUAUAACCUGCGGUAUUCUUCCAGCUACUGCAUGUUUGGCUACCCCAACAACACCGGCAUUGACUCCGGCCCUUGCACGACGUCCGAGGGAUGCGGGAAUCUAGCCUCUGCUCUCGAAUUCGGCAUCAAGAGCCCAACCAACUCGACACCAUAUGACUACUGCGACGCCAGCGGAGGCGCCAUCACGAGUGACGAUGUCCAGGGAUGUCUGGGAUGUGUGGGAGCUGAUGGAAACCACAAUUAUCUUUCCAACUUCCUCCUCACGCUUCAAGGAGCAUGCAGGUCAAAGCCCGCCCCAGGCUCCAUCCUAAUCCUCAACAAUACCAUCUUUGGCAAUGACACCAUUCAAGUCCUUGACCCAUCAUCCCCUGCCAACUCUGACAGCCCCAAAAUCUCGAGCUCGAGAAUCGUGGGCAUCGUCGUUGGUGCUGCUGUCGUACUUGCGCUAGUCGCAGGUUUCAUCUUUGUGUGCGUCCGCAAGCGCAGGAAUCGCGCGAGACAGCAGAAUCGCACGUCUGGCUAUUCUUUCCGCUGCCAGACCAGAGUGACGCCCGUCACUCCACGGUUCCCUGAAGAUGUUCAGACCGACGUCGUCUCGCAUGGCGAAAAGCAUGCGCAUGUCAUGGUUACCACUGGUCUUGGAGCCAGUCCAUACGCCGCGGAUCAAUAUCCCUGGAACAGCCAAAGCUCGUUGACCGUCAGCAUCAAUAGACAGCAGGGCCCAGUGAUCAGGCCCAGCGUUAUAACUACUCUGUCGCCGCCGUCUCAGGCAUAUAUAUCGCCCCGGGCUUCCUCUCCCGACGACUUUGCAACGCCGGCGUCUGCUGUUUCAACUCGCUCCAACGCGCCCCUUCUUGGGCACCAGCCCCCUGGAUAUACGCCUUCUCCCCACCUGAGCCCGUCCAGCAGCUGGUCACCGACGCCAAAACCCCAACGGCCUGAGAGGAAGUGGGAAGAGGAGAAUGGUGGAAUAACAAAUGCCCUUGGGCUGAUUAGCAAGAAAAAGAGUAGGACAAGCGUGGGGAGCCCAGUCCAAAGCGACAUUCUCAUUACGUCUUUUCCACCGCCGCCUACGCGUGCAGUGAGGUAG
Messenger RNA from Trichoderma citrinoviride, 1377 nucleotides. RefSeq lists its product as hypothetical. Lineage: Eukaryota; Fungi; Ascomycota; Sordariomycetes; Hypocreales; Hypocreaceae. The record is from RefSeq and is a predicted model, not a curated record. Bases 1 to 1377 code for a protein of 458 amino acids. The transcript is spliced from 3 exons.